UCCACAACUCAUAAAACUGAGACCACCCACUGCCGCUUCUAUCUCCCAUUAUUAAUAUGCUAUCUCCAUAAGCGAGGGAGCCCUUUACCCUUCUUCUUCUUCAUUACACGAUUCCAUUUCUGGAUCCGAAACUAUCACUGAUGCAGAGACUCUGUUAUCUUCCUUUAAUUGGCAAGAAUUCUUAGAAUAGUAAUUCUUCUUCCAUCUUUUGCGCGAUCGGGUCAUUUCUUUUACUUUGUUGAGUUUGAGUUUGAGUUUGGGUAAAGCUCAAAUAUACGAACCAGUAUGGCUUCAGAUAACACCCCCAUGACCAUCCUCCAGCUCAACUCGUCUACGCUACAACUGGAGGAUGAAGAUGAGGAUGAAAUCGAAGAUGGUAAAGACAAGGACGAUCAUCACCGUCACGCCUCCCACUCCCACUACUUGUCCAGGUUAUCCAUCUGUAAUACCAGCGGCAGUGGUAGCAAACCUCCUACUUUCACUCCCAACUUGUACGAUGACGAUGAUGGUGGUGUUGGUGUUGGGGUUAUUGGUGGUGACAUCACUGACAUGGGCUUGGACAUGGCAAGAUUGUCGAUCGAAGGCUUCUCCGAGGAGGAAGACGCUGAUGAAGAACUCUCGGACGGCAAAGAGGGACGAAAUAUUAAAGGUGUUUCCAUCGGGAUAUCAUCGGACUCCGACAAGGAAACGGGCUGUCAUUCUUUGCCAUCCACCCCGCCCUGGAUGAGAAGGAGGGCUCGUCCUUGUGGGUAUGACUAUGGGAAUCUUCUGGCUUUGGGGUUGAAAGAGUACGCCAGCGAGAACGAAGCGCAGAGGACCACCACCACCACCACGAGGAGGAGGAGGAGCUGCUUUAGGAAAACGACUACUACUAAUUACUGUUGUUCUUCUCCUUCUUGGACGAGGAAGAGAUUGGCAGGGCCGGCGAUGACAGACAUAGACAGAAAUAGAGAAGGGACGCGGUGGGGAUUGGGGUUGGAGAGAGCAUGGGACGAGAAGAAGAACAACCACCACCACAAGUACGGCAAAGUCAAGGCCGAGGAGGAGGAGGAGGAGGAGGAGGAGGAAGGGAGCGAGUGCGUGGUGAUAACGAGGCCCAAGGGUGGGGGGAGAUCCUUGUGCAUGGACUUAGAGGAAGUCAAGGCCUGUAGGGAUCUUGGGUUUGAGUUGGACCACGAGAGGAUGAUGAUGGUGGACACCCCCAGUACCCCCGGUCGGAUUUCCAUAUCUGUGCCUUCCGCCUCCACUAUAGACUUCGACACUAGCAGUGGUGGCAACUCCCCUAUCGCUAAUUGGAGGAUCUCUAGUCCCGGAGAUGACCCACGGGAUGUCAAGGCUCGGCUCAAGGUAUGGGCACAGGCGGUGGCGCUUGCGUCUACAUCUCGUUAACCCCCUGCAUUUUUAUUUUUAUUUUUUGCUUUUCUUUUCUUUUUUGGUAAACGGUGGUUAUAAAGGUGGAUAGGGAAGGGGGAGAGGGGCGUUCGUUUGGUUUGUCCCCGUCCCUUUCUUCUUCUUCCUCUUCCUCUUCUUUUUUUUUUUUUUUCUCGUUCGUGUGUCCCUGUGUCAAGUUACUCAAGCCUCUUCUUCUUCUUUUUCUUUUUCCACUGUAAAUAUAUGAAGAACUUGGUAUUUAAUUGA
Molecule: messenger RNA, 1638 nt
Organism: Macadamia integrifolia
Lineage: Eukaryota; Viridiplantae; Streptophyta; Magnoliopsida; Proteales; Proteaceae
Exons: 2
Coding region: 286-1389 (367 amino acids)
Source: RefSeq, a predicted model, not a curated record